Symbiodinium natans is the source of this 3432-nucleotide messenger RNA. The record is from the annotation of a GenBank genome assembly. NCBI's taxonomy places the organism in Eukaryota, Dinophyceae, Suessiales, Symbiodiniaceae.
AUGGUGGCUGCAGCUGCAGCGCUUCUUGCGCUUACCUUCCUGUGCGCGGAGGCUGGCCACAGCAACCAUAAACAGAACGUGUCUUUGUUGGACAACUUCCGUGCCCCGCAGCCUGUUGGGGCCUUUCGACGUGUGUAUCGUUCAGCGAACGCCUCCCAACAGUGCCUUCCGGACUUGGAUUGUCCCAAAGAUGCCACGUCCAACGCGUGCUUCAAGCAAGCUCCGCCGACGAAGACCAAGCGAUCGUGGGGGAUGUCCACACACCUCCACUGGUCCUACUAUGACCAGGACGGCUGGACGGACUUCAUUCCUCAGACAGGUUGGCCCAACGAGUGCGGGCACGCCGCAACAGGGCCAAGCCACCCAGGUCAAAGCCCCAUCGACAUCCAAGCCGCGGACUCGGUGCUGGCACCCGACGUGCGCAUCUCACUGGGCCCUGGGUUCCAGCAGCCUCUGGAGAAGCUGCAGGUCUCGAACAACGGCCACUCGAUGACCGUCAUCGUGUGCGGUCGCAGCGGCACAUCCUGUGAGGCCUCCGCGACCUUUGGCACGUGGCCCAAGGCCGUGCGCGGUCUCAACUCUUCCAAGCCAGACAGGUACUUCCUGGAGCAGUUCCACAUGCACUGGGGCUCCGACGAUAGCAAGGGCUCCGAGCACUUGGUCUGCGGCCAGCGCCGGGCCGCAGAGUUGCACAUGGUCUUCGUCAACGAGCGGGUCGUUCCGGAGGAUCGCAGUGACCCGGACAGCGGCACCCUCCUGACCGUGCUUGGCACCAUGGUCGAGGGGGGAGCUGAAGAGGACAACCUUGCCUUUGAGCCGAUCCUCGCGCAUCUCUCGUCCAAAGUCAAGCACCAGAACCAGGUCGGCAUCUUGGAGCAGCCUAUUGUGCUGGAGAAGCUCCUACCCAAAGACGCGGCCACCAAGUUCUACACGUAUCCCGGGAGCUUAACCACGCCCCCGUGUUCUCAGCGGGUCACGUGGUUCGUGUUUGAGAACUUUGUCCGGGUGUCGGACCGGCAGUUGCAAGAGCUGCGGCGCCUGAACAUGGAGACCGCAGUGCGUGGCGAAGGUGGGCCUGCGUUCGCCAUCCUCUUUGUGAUCCUGGUCAUUGCCAUGGCAGCCAUGACCCAUCAGGUUCUGGCCUUCCACAUUCCUUGGCUGCCCCACAGCGCGGUGCUUUUUAUCGAGGGCAUGCUGCUCAGCGCUUAUCUUCAUUCGAAGUUGCAUGUGCACCAGGGGAUGUUCGCUUCUUUGCACUCCUCCGCGGACAUCUUCAUGCAAAUUGAUGGCCAUGCUCUCCUCUUCAUCUUCGUCCCGGUGCUGCUCUUCACCGAAUCGCUGUCCGUCGACGUCCACCUCUUCCGCAGGACCUUCUGGCAGAGCUUUCUGCUUGCAUGCCCCGGUGUCGCCGCUGGUGCGGCUUUGAGUGGCAUCGUGACUUACUACGUGCUUCCCUACUCAUGGAACUGGUAUCUGGCAAUGGCCUUCGGCUCCAUUGCUGCUGUGACAGACUCGGCGGGAGUUGUUCAGGUACUGAAGUCCUUCGGUGCCAGGGAAGCAUUGACGGUGCUCAUCACCAGCGAGAGCGCCUUGAGUCAGGGCAUCGCGAUGAUCUUCUUCACGCUUUUCUUCAUGCUUUUCAUGGACUGGAUGGAUGUGCAGGCAGGUGCCUUGCUGAUCUUCUUCCUCCAGGUCGUGGUCCUUGCUCCCAUCUUGGGCAUGCUCGUGGGAUGGUUCGGCUAUGCUUGGAUGUGGUGCGCCUCGGACAGCCACAGCUCCGUCCACCUGGUGGUGCAAACUUGUGUGACCAUGUUCGUGGCCUUUUUUUCCUUCUACAUCUCUGAGAUGGAGUAUGGAAGCAACGGCAUCCGCACCACCAGCGUCGCCGCGCUGGCUCUUACCAGGUACAUCGGGCCCCUGCUUUGCUCUGCCGAAGUCUUGAAGAACUUCUGGAGGGUGCUCGAGUUCGUCACCAGCGCGCUGAUCUUCACGAUCGCCGGGAUGAUCACGCACCGGGCCACCCUUUCUGCAAGCGUGACUCUUGUGGACUGUGGUUACUGUGUGGCGCUCUUCUUGUUGAUGCUGCUGAUCCGCGCUGUGGUGGUCCUUGCAUCCUACCCACUUCUCAGCAGCAUCGGGGUCGGGCUCAAGUCUCGAGAAUACGCCUUCGUGAUUUUGGGCGGUGUUCGUGGGGCUGUGAGCCUUGCGUUUGCAAUGUCGGCUCGAUCGGCCCUGAUCGUAGCAGAUGAACAGGCCAUUGGUGACCGGAUGGUCUUCCUCCUGGCAGGGCAGUCGUUCCUCAGCAUGGUGUUGAACACUGCCGCAACAAAGCUGGUUGUCAAGCUUGUGGGUGUCGAGAGCCAGUCCUCCAGCGAAACCAAGCAGCAGUAUCUCGAUCACAUCUCUGCACAUGUCUCGAAGUAUGCCAGGUUGCAGUACAAGGAGAUCUGCUCGAACAUGAGGGUGGACGCGGUGCAAGCCCUUGAUACCCUCCCAGCCCUCCACGACUUGAAGGGCACGGAGGAGGCCCAUCCGUCGGGCCGGGCCCCUGCCAGCCCAAUCCUGUGGUGUCGGAGGGUGUCUCCAGAAGGGCCGGACGAAAGGAUCAGCAGUCUCGCGGCCAAGCUGAGCAGCUACCCCGCAGCCAACCCGCUGAAGAUGAAGAUCCUCCGCGAGACAUUCUUGCGCAUCGUGCGGAAGAAGUACUGGGACCUCAUCGAGUCACGGCACCUGCCCAAGAAGUCGCCUGCGGCGCUGAAGCUCCUGGACUCCCUGGCCGCAGCGCUGAGCGACACGGACAAGGAGUUGCACGACUGGGCCUUGCUGCAGGAGAUGCUCCCCAAAGAGAGCAUUGUUGAGAGGUUACUUGCCCUUGCAGACUCCCUCGCUGCAUGGUGCACUUGGAUCCAUGACCUGCGCCUGGGCUGGAUCGUCCAGCAUGAGCUGGAUUCCUACGUCGCCAUGGUCUCCUUCAUCACCGCGCACCAUCAUGCGCAGCAAGCGGUGCUAGACUUGCUCGGUGAGGAGGCGGACACUGCCGAAGACAUCGCGCUGAUGCUGGAGUCCAGCCGCCAAAUCCGGGAUGCCCAGGCGAGCUUGAACUUGAUUGGUGGAGAGGACAUGAACAUCUUCAAUGGCUCCAUUGUCAGCGACUUGAUCCUGGACAGAGUGGCGGAAUUCAUCCACCAGUUUGUGCAGCAAGGCUUGAUUACGGACCUUGAGUCCAAGAGCAUGCUGCGUCAGAUCAAGGCCGCGGGCAUUGAGUCCCACACCACUGUGAGGAGGCGGCUGAAGACAAGGAAGAGCUUCCGCAAGUCGCCAUCCCAGAGCCCGCAGCGAAGCGACUCCGUGCUGUUGGGCCGCACAGCCGGACCUGAGUCGCAGGAGCAGAAGCCGAGCAAUGAGGGCAACGGCCUCGAGUCCAUCAUUUAG